AUGGCGGCGGCAGCCUUCGUCGCUGCCGCCGCCGCUCAGAUGGGCGGCAUGGGGGGCAUGGGUGGCAUGGGUGGCAGUGGGCCGCCCAAGGAGAAGCCACGGCUAGCUGACAUCCCGUACAUCCAGUGCCAGGCAAGAGUGUGCGAGCUGCUGACCAAGAACGCGUGGCGGCAGGUGGAUGAGAUGAAGAUCAUCGAGCGAAUGGAGAAGAUCACCACAGCCUGGCGGGCCGAGGGCGAGUGGAUCGCCAGCCUGGACCUGGUGGAGAAGGGGGACAAGCUGGUUGUGGGCAAGUGCGGGGUGGAGUGCAAGACGAUUGAGGCGGCAGCGGAGCGCAUCAUGGGGGAGCACGACACCGACAUUGCUGAGAUGCUGUUCACGGUGGGCUUGGUGCUGGGGCUGGGCAAGAAGACGCGGGCCCAGUUCAACAACUGGCUGUGCUACGAGGAGACGCAAGUGUGCAAGUACAAGCCGCCGCCGCUGCCCAAGGAGCGGCCGCCGGGGCCGCCUUUUGAGCCCAUGGCGCAGGGUGACCAGAACCUGGAGCGCAUGAUGGGAGAGAUGGAGGACAAGGGCCUUAAGGGCAGCCUGUACAGCCGGGACGACCUCCUUUCCAAGUAUGGGAUGCCGGAGGGGCACGAGGAUGAUGACGAGGAUGCUGAUGACCCGGCCGACUUUGAAGGGGAGCCCAUCGACUGGCACCACAUCGAGGGCGGCAAGGAGCCAUACACGACGCGCACGAAUGUCCAGCGCGUGGCAGGGGCGGCCAAGGAGGCGGCUGCGGCCGCACGCGACGGCGUCAGGUCGGCGGCGAAGAAGGCGCGGAGCAUGUGGAAGAAGUUCCAGUCGGGGCAGAAGGCCAAGGACAAGCAGGAGCUCUGA
Chlorella variabilis is the source of this 882-nucleotide messenger RNA. RefSeq lists its product as hypothetical. NCBI's taxonomy places the organism in Eukaryota, Viridiplantae, Chlorophyta, Trebouxiophyceae, Chlorellales, Chlorellaceae. Bases 1 to 882 code for a protein of 293 amino acids. The record is from RefSeq and is a predicted model, not a curated record. The transcript has 9 exons.